Messenger RNA from Cannabis sativa, 831 nucleotides. RefSeq lists its product as uncharacterized. NCBI's taxonomy places the organism in Eukaryota, Viridiplantae, Streptophyta, Magnoliopsida, Rosales, Cannabaceae. The record is from RefSeq and is a predicted model, not a curated record. The transcript is spliced from 4 exons. The coding region runs from base 1 to 831 and encodes 276 amino acids.
AUGAAUAGGAAAUCAUUUAGCACUUUAUGCAUAAUGCUUGAAACUAGGGGUGGGUUAAAAGCAUCUAAAUAUUUACAAGUAGAUGAUCAAGUGGCUAUGUUUUUACAUGUAAUUGCUCAUCAUGUGAAAAAUAGAGUCGUUAGAUUUCGAUUUAUGAGAUCGGGUGAGACAAUUAGCAAAUAUUUUCAUAAUGUGUUACAUUCAAUCAUUCGGCUACAUGGAGAGUUAUUGAAAAUACCUGAACCUGUUCUUAAAAAUUCAACAGAUGAGAGGUGGAAAUGGUUCAAGAAUUGCUUAGGAGCACUAGAUGGAACUCAUAUUAGAGUGAGAGUACCUAUGAAUGAUAAACUAAAAUAUCAUACUCGAAAAGGUGAAAUAGCUACAAAUGUCUUAGGUGUAUGCUCCCAAGACUUGCAAUUCAUAUAUGUGCUACCUGGUUGGGAAGGCUCUGCAGCAGAUGGUAGAGUUUUACGUGAUGCCAUACGUAGAACAAAUGGUUUGUGUGUUCCAAAUGGUUAUUAUUACCUUGUAGAUGCUGGAUAUACUAAUUGUAAGGGAUUUUUUGCUCCAUAUCGAGGCCAACGUUAUCACCUCAACCAAUGGGAAGAUGGGAAUCCUCCUAAAAAUUUACAAGAAUUUUUUAAUAUGAAGCAUUCAUCUGCUAGGAAUGUCAUUGAGAGAUGUUUUGAGAAUGAGAUUAACAGUGUAGACGAAGAAGAUGUUGAUGGAUCCAUAAGAAGUAUUGAAGCUUCUGAAGAGUGGACAAUGUUUAGAAACAAUUUAGCACGUGAGAUGUAUAAUGAAUGGAGAGAACGUAGGAGAGCAAGCUAG